AUGGAGCCAAACAAUUUGCCGGUGAUAGCGAAGAAAUUUUGGAGCAUUGUGAGGGCGGCGCUUUUCAUGUUGAAGCAAGGUAUAUGCAAGAGGAAGCUAAUGCUUGAUCUCAAUCUAAUGCUCAAGCGCGGAAAAAUCGCCGGAAAAGCCGCAAUUCACAACCUGAUGUUACACCACGGCAACCACCACCACCACCACCUAUCCGUCUUCUCCGCCGCGGCCGCCCACCGCCGCUCCUCCUACCCCGCCCUUCCUAACGAGUACGAGUUCAGCUGCAGCAACAGCCCCGCGUACUACAAGAAGAGCAAGCACCACGCGCUGCACUUCCCGUGCGCCCACGCGCCGCCCACCGACGACGACGGCGUCGUCACCGUCAACUCGCUCAUGAAGGCCCUGGAGAUGCACGCGCUGCAGAGCGAAACGGCGUCCCCUGCGUUGCCCGGUUUCGGGCGGACUCCGUUAGUGAGGCAGCUCAGGGUCACGGACUCGCCCUUCCCGUUGCGAGACUCCGAGGUCGACUGCCACGUGGACCAGGCGGCGGAGGAGUUCAUUUCCAGGUUCUACAAAGGCUUGAGGGCUGCAAAGGAAUUGAAUAUUUAG
This is a messenger RNA of Ipomoea triloba (trilobed morning glory), 600 nucleotides long. RefSeq lists its product as uncharacterized. The transcript has a single exon. Bases 1 to 600 code for a protein of 199 amino acids. The record is from RefSeq and is a predicted model, not a curated record. Lineage: Eukaryota; Viridiplantae; Streptophyta; Magnoliopsida; Solanales; Convolvulaceae.